This is a messenger RNA of Carassius auratus (goldfish), 1343 nucleotides long. RefSeq names its product interferon-induced protein 44-like. Gene Ontology annotation, molecular function: GTP binding. The record is from RefSeq and is a predicted model, not a curated record. Bases 398 to 1282 code for a protein of 294 amino acids. Lineage: Eukaryota; Metazoa; Chordata; Actinopteri; Cypriniformes; Cyprinidae. Gene Ontology annotation, biological process: immune response. The transcript is spliced from 7 exons.
AACCAGUAGAGAGGGGUUACACUUGCACCACACAGACUAACACAAUGCAUCUCACUGAUUGCAUGCACAUCUGAGGCCAAUUCACAUGCUCUACAAAAGGCUGGCUCUCUUGCUCACCUGGACCGAGUGUUGUUAGCAUUUAGUGCUUGAGAGAGCGUUAGCUACUCUGCAGAGCCAUUUACCUUUCUGAGUUUCAUUCUGUUUCUUAGCCUUAGUUCCAUAAUUCUAGUUCUUAGUUUUAUUUCUACUAUUCUAGUUUUUUUUCUUGUCUUAGCUUUAGCUUAAUCUUUGUAGUUUCAACCCGUGCCUCAACCUUCUGCCUGUCUUAGUUUUACCUCUCUGGUCUUGCCCCUGUUGGAGAUUGUCUGCCCCUUGCCUGAUCAUUGCCUGGAUACAGAUGGACUACUUGUGGUUCCUAAUCCAACCCUUUAGAAGAUCACCUGAACUGGUUGGAGCAUGGAGACCAUUUGACUGGGGACAGAAGGAAGCACUGAAAGAACGUCUAGAAAAGUUUACUCCGAGUAAUCCAGAUGUGACAAACAUCAAGAUCCUGUUGGCUGGACAAAUUGGAGCAGGGAAGUCCAGCUUUAUUAACUCUGUCCUUAGUGCCUUUCAGGGAGAAAUUGUUAAUGAAGCACUAGCUGAUACUUCAUCGUCAGGCGCCAGUCACAGUUUCACAACAAGACUGAGAACACACCGCAUCAGAAGUGCAGAUGCUGAUUUGCCUUAUGAAUUAUGUGACAUAAUAGGUUUAGAACCUGAAAAAAUAUCUGAGAGUCAAAUAGAUGACAUUGUCAACACCAUAUAUGGACGUGUGAAGGAGGGAUAUGAAUUCAAGGAGAAACCUAUCACUAGUGACGAUGAACAUUACAAUGAAAACCCUUCACUGUCUGAUCAAGCCUUCUGCCUAGUUUACGUCAUAGAUGCAAAUACAAUCCAAAUCGCUGCAGAUGAUAAGAUAAUCACAGAGAAACUGAGGCUUAUUCGCCGGACCAUCAGUAAAAACGGGAUUCCUCAAGUGAUUGUGAUGACUAAAGUGGAUGAAGCAAGUCCUCUGGUCAAUAAUGAUCUAAAGAUGGUCUACAGAAGCAAGAAGAUCAAAGAGAAGAUGGAGUUGUGCAGUGCCACAGUCGGUGUUCCAAUGAGCUACAUCUUCCCAGUGAAGAACUAUCAUAAUGAGAUUGACACAAACGAAGAUGUUGAUGUCUUGAUUCUCAAGGCAUUUGAUCAGAUUGUGCGUUCUGCUGAUGGAAGACUGAGGCUUGGUGCUUACAACGUAUGAGUUUUCAGGACAAAAAACAUAAAUGAUAUCAUUUAGAGUUGAAUAUUAAAUUUACAUACAA